Molecule: messenger RNA, 870 nt
Organism: Trematosphaeria pertusa
Lineage: Eukaryota; Fungi; Ascomycota; Dothideomycetes; Pleosporales; Trematosphaeriaceae
Product: apolipo protein A-I binding protein-like protein
Exons: 3
Coding region: 57-764 (235 amino acids)
Cellular component (GO): mitochondrion
Molecular function (GO): NAD(P)HX epimerase activity
Source: RefSeq, a predicted model, not a curated record
AAAACUCGCACCUCACUCUCGACAAUCUCUGGAAUCAAGUUAUAGGGCUAUUAAACAUGGCUCUGCGAACACUCUCGGCGAAGAACGCGGCAGCGCUUGACCAGGAGCUCAUGACGGCGGGUGCCUUUUCGAUUGAUCAGUUGAUGGAGCUUGCGGGCCUUUCAGUUUCACAAGCAGUAUUCAAGCUCCAACCGCUCAACAAGGGACGCCGAAUCCUAGUUGCUUGCGGCCCGGGAAACAACGGCGGUGACGGACUCGUGGCCGCAAGGCAUCUGUUCCACUAUGGAUACCAACCUACCAUCUACUAUCCCAAGCAGAGCAAGAACGAGCUAUACCAGCGCCUGAAGAAACAACUCGAAGACCUCAAGGUCCCCUUCACAGACGACUUCCCCAGCGCGCUCAGCCAGACCGACCACAUCGUCGAUGCCAUCUUCGGCUUUUCCUUCUCAGGCGAGGUCCGCGAGCCGUUCCCCAAGGUCAUCGAAGCCCUGCGCGACACUAAGAUUCCGGUCCUCGCUGUCGACGCGCCCUCUUCUUGGAACAUUGAGGAGGGUCCGCCGGGUUCGGGGCCUGGGAAGGGAUUCAUGCCUGAAGCGUUGAUUUCGCUGACAGCGCCGAAGCCGCUGGUGAAGUGGUUCAAGGGGAGGCACUUUCUGGGCGGGAGGUUCUUGAGCCCGGCCAUGGCACAGAAGUAUGAGUUAGAUAUUCCCAAGUAUGAGGGGUUGGAUCAGGUGGUGGAGGAGCCGGUUGAAGGGAAGUUGUAAAGGAAAGAUGCCACGGCGAAGGGACUGGAAAGUCAGAUGGGUACGGCGGCAUCAUUGUUACUGCCUGCUGUCUCCUUAACAGAGCUGUGAGCAACAAAAGCAGGAG